AUGACUGUACGGAAAGGAGAGCAUCGACAGCUCUUGAAAGACAGUUUCAUGGUUGAACUUGUUGAAGGUGCCCGAAAACUGCGUCAUGUUUUCCUUUUUACCGAUCUUCUCCUUUGCGCCAAAUUGAAAAAAACAAAUCGGGGGAAAAGCCAGCAGUAUGACUGUAAAUGGUACAUACCAUUAGCAGACCUGACCUUCCAGCCUGUGGAUGAGUCUGAAGCUGCUGCCAACAUUCCUUUGAUACAAGAUGAUGAGCUAGAAGCCAUGAAAGUGAAAAUAUCCAAUCUGAAGAGUGAUAUUCAUAGAGAAAGAAAAGCAAACAAAGGAGGAAAAGGCAUGGAUCGUCUGCGCAAGAAGCUUUCUGAACAAGAGUCAAUGUUGUUGUUACUCUCACCAAGCAUGGCAUUCCGAGUCCACAAUCGCAAUGGCAAGGGUUACACAGUGUUAACAUGGUCAGACUAUGAACGUGCCGAAUGGGGAGAACAUAUCCGAGAGCAGCAAAAAAAAUGCAUGAAAAGUUUCUCUCUUUCUUCACUGGAAAUCCAAAUGUUAACAAACUCCUGUGUGAAACUGCAGACUGUCCAUAGGGUUCCUUUGACUUUGAGUAAGGAAGAUGAUGAAUCUUCUGGCCUUUAUGGUUUUCUAAAUGUCAUUGUCCACUCUGCCACUGGAUUCCAGCAAAGCUCAAAUUUGUUCUGUACAAUGGAAGUGGAUUCUUUUGGAUAUUUUGUUAACAAAGCAAAAACUCGAGUCUAUCGCAACACAACUGAACCGAGCUGGAAUGAGGAAUUUGAAAUUGAACUUGAGGGGUCUCAGACUCUGCGCAUACUUUGCUAUGAAAAGUUCUACAACAAGAACCGGCCUAUGAGGGAGGAUGGAGGGGAAUGUAGUGAACGCAUGGUGGCAAAAGGACAAGUACAGCUGGACCCUCACAUGGUCAUGGGGAAGGAUUGGCAACGUUCAGUUGUCUCUAUGAAUGGGAUAGAGGUCAAGUUGUCACUGAAGUUUACAAGUCGGGAGUUCAGCCUAAAGCGUCUUCCCUCACGAAAACAGACCGGGGUGUUUGGAGUGAAAAUUGGAGUUGUUACCAAGAGGGAACGUUCAAAGGUGCCAUAUAUAGUGCGACAGUGCGUGGAGGAAAUCGAGAGACGUGGCAUGGAAGAAGUUGGAAUCUACCGGGUAUCGGGGGUGGCUACUGACAUUCAAGCUCUGAAGAAUGCAUUUGAUUCAAAUAACAAAGAUGUGUCUGUUAUGAUGAGUGACAUGGAUGUCAAUGCCAUUGCCGGAACCCUCAAGUUGUAUUUUCGGGAACUCCCGGCACCACUCUUCACAGAUGAACUAUAUCCCAACUUUGUUGAAGGAGUUGCAUUAUCAGAUCCUGUGGCCAAAGAGAGCUGUAUGUUGAACUUGCUGUUGUCUCUGCCAGAGCCCAGCCUACUCACUUUUCUGUUCCUACUGGACCACCUGAAAAGGGUGGCAGAGAAGGAGAGUCUGAAUAAGAUGUCCCUGCAUAACCUGGCUACUGUGUUUGGCCCAACCCUACUGCGGCCAUCUGAGAAAGACAGCAAGAUCCCUACGAAUCCAACGCAGCCAAUCAGCAUGGCCGAUAGUUGGAGUCUGGAAGUCAUGUCACAGGUGCAGGUUCUGUUGUACUUUCUACAGCUUGACACCAUUCCUACCCCAGACAGCAAACGUCAGAGCAUUCUCUUCUCGACGGAGUGUGUGAUGUACUACGGCAGCUUAUGGAGAAGCACUCGGCCUCUGUAG
This is a messenger RNA of Staurois parvus, 1767 nucleotides long. NCBI's taxonomy places the organism in Eukaryota, Metazoa, Chordata, Amphibia, Anura, Ranidae. The record is from the annotation of a GenBank genome assembly.